Molecule: messenger RNA, 123 nt
Organism: Phytophthora nicotianae INRA-310
Lineage: Eukaryota; Oomycota; Peronosporomycetes; Peronosporales; Peronosporaceae
Exons: 1
Coding region: 1-123 (40 amino acids)
Source: RefSeq, a predicted model, not a curated record
AUGCCCAUCUCGACCCCAGAACUAAAACCAGUAGAAGACGAGGCUGGAAAAUGCAACUCACGUCGGUUCCAGCACGUGCGAUCCACGAAGCUCGUGCCAUCAUUGGACGGCACGUCUGAGUGA